GCGAUGUUUAUCAAACUUUGCAAUCAAAAAUUUUACGGUCUUUCUCUUCUGUCGAGCAAGCUUGCAGUGCUGCCCAAAACUGCUAAUGUCAAAACGAACAUUCACGUAUGUACGUCUAGUUUAUUUUGAAGUUGGUACACAAAGGCACUCGCAGGCCGCGGCGCUUGCAGGUGCCGGCGCAUGUUUUGAGCGCGUCAUGGCCAGCCAGGUUCCAUCGCGAUCGCUUUUUGCGCUUUUCUGCAGCAGGAUCCGAGCACCAGGAGGCGUCGUUGCAGUACUUUCCUUGUCCCAGCACCUCCUAUUUCUUCCUUCGGAAGCAGCUUCGAACGUUGCGGAGCUGGAGGCAUCCAACAAAGGUGGACCUGCUAGCACGUCAGGGCAAGAGGACGAAGGUGACGAUGUGUUUACUGGCAUAGAUAAUGAAGAUUACAGCACAUCAGGACAGGCCGGCGGAGAUUCAGCGGGCGAAUGGAAUGCAAAUCUUGCUGAAGAAGAGGCAGAGAUAACGGACAGCCUACCUCCCCCCGUGGCAACUGAUACUGCAGGGAAGACCGCAGUCGGUGAUCAGGUUUCCGUGACGUCGAGGCAGGACGAAGAUGCGCAAAAUCAAAGCACCGAAGCAGUACAGCCGGUAGAAAGCCGGGAGGAGCGGACCCAUGUUACAACAAAGCGCAAGAAGAACAAGCGAGGUCGGCGGGCACCACGAUAUACGUCACAUGAGGCUCUUCGUGCAGAGCUCUCGAUGUUCGAGGGCACUCGGGAGGGCCACGAAGAAGUGCACUAUCAAAUGUAAAAAUGUCUGGGUCUGGGAACUUGUGAUGCUGGGUGGCGUCUCAUGAUGAGGCUACAAAUGCUGGCUCAGCAUGACAGCUUUCUCAGCUUCUAGGUGUUGCCUAUUCUGCAUGACAAACUGUGUUUCUGCAUGACAGAACAAUUGGGCUCUUGGGUAACGUGCAUGACAGAUUUAAGAAUCAUCCCAGACAAGCAUGACAAACAUCCACUCUUCCAGACCCAGACAUUUUUGCAUUUGAUAUGCACCACAUAGUGCACGACUGGUUCCAUUCGAUCGGGUUCGCGGUUAUCCACAGUAAAUUUCCCGUACACGUACAAAUGCGGUCUCCGCAUGACAAAACUUGCCUUCGAUUCUAGUUUAGCAUGACAAGUUUCACGCUUCAAAUUGGUAGAAUUUGUGAUGCAUCUUGUACAUGUACGGGAAAUUUGUAUUGCAUAGCGGUGGACGAGUAUGCGCGCACACACGACGAGCUUCUCGAGGGCCAUCACAACGUGAUGUUCGGCUCGAUGAGGCCCGGGUGUCGAGCGCAGAAAUACCGAGCACCCAACCAGUUUCCGCACCAGUACUGGUUUAAUGCGCUUUUUGUCGGCAUCGGCUGCGUCGUCGCGUUUGCGGGGCUACUCGUUUGCUGGUGGGCGAAGACGGUCUUCGAGGUGGGGUCUUUCGGGCUCUUCGGGACGAGUGCGGGAAAGGAAAAGUAUCAGAAGCGGCACCGGAUAAAGACACGAGUGUUGCACAUCUCUUUGGUUGCGCUUCCGAUGAUGGCCGCCGUCUGUUACCGGGAAUGGGUACUGCUGAUCACCGAUGUUUGUACAACAACUUGCUUUUUUUCGUUUCGGUUCGUCUACUCCAAACGAUAUGGCGGGAUAAAUUUCAUAUCUCUUUAUUCACUGAUUUUAUUGUCUUCAUGGGGGCUGUGGACACACAGCUCGAUUUAUGAUCGUGUUGUCAAACUACAACUGAUCAUGUACUUUCUGGAUGUGACGGGAUGCCAAAUCGGUGAGGGCUGUUGAAGAUAAAAAUUCAACUGCAGGCGGAGCUUGCUGAGAGGUGGCACGACCGGCGCGAGAUCCUGAUUUUGUCCGUGGUGACGCACCUGGAUUUUAAGUCAGCGGAGCACCGCGCUUGGUUGGAGCAGCUCCCAUAUAACUUUCUAGGCGUGGACUGCCCAAACCUGGAGGUGGCCGAGCACACGCCGGGCUCUCUCGAUUCCGCUUGGACAGUGCUGCCGCUUGCCUCCUGGGCCCUGGACCACACCUGGAAGCAUCACAAGUAUGUUUACUGGGCGGAUCCCGCAAUCGUGCCCGUGCACAGCGCAGCCUUGCGGAUCCAGGCGCACGAGCACAUGGAGGAGGGGAGGCUGCUUGUGGUGGACGAGCAGGGUGGAAUGCUGCUGCACACGGGGCCACUGUCCCGCGAUCUCCUCAGCAAAGCCCGCGUGCUGUGCAAAAGUCCCGUCGAGCACCCUUUCGUUGCGCUCCUGGCACUCGCCGUCGGUGGGGAUAGUUGGUACGAAACAUGUUGCCGUAUUCCUUCUAUGCAGCUGGUCUGCAUGAAUUAUUCUCAUGGUGGAACAACCAUAUUGGCCCGUGGCAGCAGAAAAGUGUGCAGUGAACGCGCCCGUCUUUUACACUGUCUACCGCGAAAGUGCAGUGCAUUUGUCUUUAGGACGAUGUGGCUCUUGAUCAUUUUCGCAGAACUUCAUUUCACAGGCACGCGGCGGUGGACAAAGUAGCAACGCAGACCGAGGAGGGACGAUGGAUGCUGCGCGCUAUCGAGACUAAGCACGCGAAGGUUUUGAUGAAUUUGACCUUGCCUAUGGCGUCCACAGAGCCGUGGUGUGAACUGUAGAUGUCACCAAGGCGACGUCCUCUUGAGUCUCAGCCGAUAAUCGGAGCACUCUAUCUGUGGAUGAAGAUGACAAGCAGGAUACUGAGUAUCUUUCUGAGGGUGGCAAGGUUGUAGAUGCAGUACUCAGACGUGCAGCCAUUGAUGAAUGGGACCGCAUCAGGAAAAGGAAAGAAACGGAUUUUAUUCGCGCCGUUACUGUUUUUGCAUCGUUGCAUCUGCUCAAGCGAUUUGAUAAACAACGCAUCAAAUGGCGCUUCCUGCCCGGU
Molecule: messenger RNA, 2910 nt
Organism: Amoebophrya sp. A120
Lineage: Eukaryota; Dinophyceae; Syndiniales; Amoebophryaceae
Source: the annotation of a GenBank genome assembly